GCGUGUUGCGCGUACAUACAAUCGGCGCGCUCCGCGUUUUCAUACAAAAUAUAUAUACACGAGUGCGAGUGUGCCUGCUCCGAAUUUCCAUACAUACGUGUAUCGUACGCGAACGCACUUUUUUCCAAUCGUGCGUUUCGUACACACGCUGACAGACAUUUUUCUUGUAUACACAUUUUAUUUGUGUAUACAAUCGUGUGUAACACGAAGUGUAUAGGUGUGUGUUAAACUACCUGUGCUUUUGAUUUUUUUUUUGUUGUUAUUGCGACUGUGCGUUUUUGAAAAAAACUCGUCGCAAAUGCAAAACUUUUCUACCACGACUGUUUCUACGAGACUAAUGCUGCGUCGAGGACGACUCUGCAGAUCCACGUGCUCGAUUGUUGUUUUCUGUUCUUGUUAAAUCUUAACGCAACAAGAGAAGAGAAGACUUGCUGUGCCGAGUCCAAAGGAACUGCGUCGACGACCAAUCGAGUGACGCAAAAAAGCAGAGCCGAUGAGAAAGUUGUUGACAGCGGCGAAAGCAACAGUGAUCCGAGCAAAAUAAUCAAGCAACAGUGAAGCAAGAACAAUUCGACUCGUCGUUCAGUGAUAUAUACCAUAGUGCUCGACUACGCCUGUGCAAAUGAUCACGAGACUGUUUUGCGAUUGUUGACAAGUGAGAACAUUGAGCAGUGACACAUACUCUGUGUUCUAUAUAAGUUGAGUGCAUCGCGUAUACAUCAGUGUGUCAAAAAGGUGAUUGCAAUAUUUUUGAGAGAAAGAAACGAUCUAUACACUAGUGGCUAUGCAAAUUUUGCGAGUAAAACUUCGCUGAGUUACGAGCACGAAAUAUUGCAAAAAGGAAAAAAGUGGUGAUUUUCGAAAAAAGAAAAAAGAGAGAAUCAGUGGUUAUAGGACAGCCGGACUCUCGCGUAUUUUAUUGAAGAAAUAAAAAAAAUAAAUAAAUAAGUGAGUGCUGGUGUUAAAGUGAGAGUUGAUGUUGCGAUCAUCGAUAGUAGAAAAGUAAUCUCGUCCGGAAGAGACUCUGGAGCGUCGCUGCGGCAGAAUCAUUUCGAGCAUCAACGACGGCAGAGUGGAUCGACGCACGCGAGGUCUCGAGGCUGGCACCGGGAGCGAAGACGCAGCCGCGGACGAAGAACUGAAGGCCCAGGCGGCAGCGCUCGACGCGGAGGCUGCGGCGGCGGAGGAAGGCCUGGCGGUGGUCACGGGCUCGUUGUCAUCAUCCGCGGGUAGACACGAAGCCGUCAAAGUGGCUUCGUCACUGGGUCUCCAGGGGCCCGCUGCGCCGAUCGGGGCCCAGUUACUCCAGGCAACAGGAGGUGCAGCAGCAGCGAUAGCCAGCGGCAGCGGCGGCGAUCAUCAUCCAGCGGCCUCGUCGGCGACCGAGCAUGCUACCACGGUGUACCACGCGAACCUGCUAGCCGGCAGCAGUGGCACAGUACAGGCGGCCCUGCAGCAGCCGGCCGCGGCCCAAGCCCUCCUCGCCUCGCUCGGCUCGGCCGGUGUCAACCCGGCCGCCACAGCGGCAGCUCUAGCCAGCAUGCAGGCUUCGGCCGAGACCUCGGCCCUGGAUUUACAGACCAUGCAGUCCAUGGAGUGGCUCUUCAAGAAGGAGCGCAUCUACUUACUCGCCCAAUUCUGGCAACAGAGGGCAACGCUAGCGGAAAAGGAGGUGUCAGUGCUGAAGGAGCAGUUGGCUUCGGCGUCGGCCAACGACACGGCUAAUGUCAAGACUGAGGGCAGCAACAAUGCUCAGAGCACCGAUCAGAAUCAGAAUCAGGACUCGAGCAACAACAGGCGGACGCCCAACGCGAAUCACGAGCAGGAGCUACAGGCCAAGGAUAGAGAGAUAAGCCAGUUGAGAGAUGAGCUGGGCAGGCUGCAGGUGAGCCUGCAACGCAUUCAGGAGACCACGUCACAGGCCACGUCGAGGCUCGAGGAGGAGCUCGAGGCGCGCCGCCAACACAUCGCCCUGCUCGAGGCCAAGCUCGAGCGACAAAAGGACUACGAGGAGCUGAAGCGCGAGAUUCAGGUGCUCAGGUCGGUCGAUCUCGCGCAGAUCGCCGAGUCCGGCAAGAAUCUCGAGCAAUUCUUGAUCGAGCGAAACAAGGCGCUACAGCAGCAGGCCGCCGACGCUCUCAAGCCACCCAGCACACCCGAUGCCUUAGGUGGACUCUCGUCGCCCCUGCAGCGCACCGCGAGCGCUUCGCCCCACGGCUCGGCGGCGGCUCAGGCAGCUGCCCCAGCUUCCCUAGUCAGCUCCCAAGCACCACCGUCACAACCACCACCACCACCACCACCGUCACAAGUACCACCACCACAUAGCCGCUCGACUCCCACACCUUCGUGCUCGUCGUCCGUGACCUCGACGACGAGCUCGUCGCUCCUGUUCCCGCCACCCUUGCAGAACGUCGAGACGUUCGGCUCGUUCCUCGGCGAGGAAAUCGUGGCCAACUGGAGGCGUACACUCGAGAGAUCGAUCAUCAAUCAGCAGCAGCAACAGCAGCAGCAGCAAAGCACUGCUCAAGCUCAGCCAAGUCUAAAUCAUCAACUUGCAUCGCCAACAGAUUGCAACGUCGUCAAGUCGAGCACACCCCAGGAGGCCGAGAAAGCGCCGACGCCGCUCUCGGGUCACGAGACACCCACGCUCACGUCUCCGUCGGUGCAACAGCAGCAGCAGCAGCAGCAGACGCCGUCUUCGGUCAGUGACCUGGUGAACGGACCGAUCGGCGCGCCACUGCCGACCAAGAGCCCGGCCCAGGCCACGGACUCCGAGUGCCACAGUAUUAACAACAACAGCCAUCACUUGGCCAACAACAACAACGUGAUCGGCGUCGGCUCGGGCGGCGCGACGAGUGGCAGCCUCAACAUGCUCGAUAGCCUCAAGAGCCCGUUCCGUUUCGACGAGCGAACACAUCCGUUCCGCUUCGGCGACGAGUACGGAGUCGCGGGCAUGGCCGGCCGCCUCGGCGAGUCCCUCAUACCCAAGGGCGACCCGAUGGAGGCCCGGCUCCAAGAGAUGCUGCGCUACAACAUGGACAAGUACGCCUCGCAGAAUCUCGACACGCUGCACAUAGCCAGACGGGUGCGCGAGCUACUGUCGAUUCACAACAUUGGCCAGCGCCUCUUUGCCAAGUACGUGCUGGGCUUGUCGCAGGGAACGGUGAGCGAGCUCUUGAGCAAACCCAAGCCGUGGGACAAACUGACGGAGAAGGGACGCGACAGCUAUCGCAAGAUGCACAGUUGGGCCUGCGACGACAAUGCCGUCAUGCUGCUGAAAUCCCUCAUACCCAAGAAAGAGUAUGUUUCAGGCAAGGAACAGAGUAGCGGCGGCGGCAUGCCCGGCUUCCCGCGGCCCUCGCAGGACAGCCAGUCGUCCAUGCCGGGCGUCGGCAACAGCGCCAGCGACAACGGCACCUCGGGCGGCGCGCCGGGCUCCGUCUCGGCCCAGGAGAUGAGUCAGGAGCAGCAGCGCAUCGCUCACAUGCUCUCCGAGUCCGGGCACAUGCUCAGGGCGCAGCAGAGCGAGCACGAGGCGUCCAACGACGCCGACAGCAAGAGCCCGAGUCGACUCAACUGCCCGAGCCCGUUCGGCAGCAAGGACAGCCAGAAUCGCCGCCUCAAAAAGUACGAGAACGACGACAUUCCCCAGGAGAAGGUGGCCAGAAUUUAUCAGGAGGAAUUGGCCAAGCUCAUGGUCCGCCGCAACGAAGAGAUGCGAGGCGCGAUUCCCUCCAGUGCGAUGUUUCCGUUUUUCAGUGGUCAAAAUCUCCAAGGCAUGGACCGCACCCAAGACGAAAUCAGAAUGGCUCUGGAAGCCUAUCAGCGCGAGCUGCACAAAUUCAGCACCGCUCAAAGUUUGCCGUACCCGCCACAAAUAUCCAGCCUAUUGGCGCUCCAGCAGCACGCGAUUCAGCAACACCACUUAGCGACCAACGGCGCCGCAUCGAAUUCGGCCGCAGCCGCCGCCGCGGCGGCAGCAGCAGCAGCAGCAGCGGCCGCCCAGGAUCUGAGCCUCGGCAACAUCCUCAGAAACAAGAUGAUCAACGGCGUGUCGGAGGAGGAGAAGGAAAAAAUGGAGGAGGCUAUGAGGCACGCGGGCAGCGCAUUCAGCUUGGUGAAACCUAAGCAGGAGCCUGCGUCGAGCGCCGCAGCCGCCGUGGGCAGCCAGUCGACCCCCGGAGGCUCGUCGGCCAGCUCGCCUCUGGGCAACUCGAUCCUGCCGCCGGCCAUGACGCCCAGCGAAGAAUUCACGGGCGCCGCGGCGGCCAGUCCGCUGCAACGCAUGGCGUCUAUUACGAAUAGCCUGAUCAGCCAACCGUCCACUCCGACUCAUCACUCGGGCAAUCAACGACCGCUCAAAGCCGUUUUGCCUCCCAUCACUCAGCAGCAAUUCGAUAUUUACAAUAAUCUCAAUACAGAAGACAUUGUCAAGAGGGUAAAGGAACAGCUUUCACAGUAUUCGAUAUCUCAACGUCUGUUUGGUGAAUCCGUUCUCGGUCUAUCUCAAGGAUCGGUGUCGGACCUUUUGGCAAGACCUAAACCGUGGCACAUGCUCACUCAAAAAGGACGAGAGCCUUUCAUACGCAUGAAAAUGUUCCUAGAAGACGACAAUGCUGUGCACAAAUUGGUAGCCAGCCAAUACAAAAUAGCACCGGAAAAGCUCAUGAGGACCGGCGGCUACGGCGGCCUGCCUCGUAAGUUUAACUCAGCUUGCGGAACACCGAUGAAGCCAAUGCCACCCACGAAACUCGUCCAAGAGCAAUUACAAAAUGCAGCGAAAGCCCAAGCCGCGGCGCAAGCGGCCGCAGCCGCUCAACAUCAGCAAGAGAGUCAGAUGCAACUCGGUCCACCACAGCCAAGUCCGCAACUGUCGCAACAAUCGCCAAUGAUGCUGACUCCGCCGGGAAGCGUACACGCGCAGUUGAGCAUUCAAGAGCUCCAGAAGAAGCAGCAGCAGCAGCAGCAGCAACAGCAGCACCAAAGCGGCCAGAUGAAUCUGCACUCGCCGCACCAUCAGAUGGCGCAGUCGCCACUGCGCGCUCUCCAUCCACACAUCUCGCCGAGCGUUUACGAAAUGGCGGCCCUGACCCAGGACCUUGACACGCAGACUAUUACGACCAAAAUCAAAGAGGCUCUCUUGGCCAACAACAUUGGCCAAAAGAUCUUCGGUGAGGCAGUUUUGGGUCUGUCACAGGGAUCAGUCAGCGAGCUUCUGAGUAAACCUAAGCCGUGGCACAUGUUGAGUAUCAAGGGGCGAGAGCCUUUCAUUCGAAUGCAGCUUUGGCUAGCCGAUCCUUCAAAUAUCGAGCGCUUGCAAGCGUUGAAGAACGAGCGACGAGAGGCUAACAAAAAGCGACGCAGCAGUGGGCCAGGCCACGACAACAGUUCCGACACUUCCAGCAACGACACGGCUGAGUUCUAUCACGCAGCUUCCCCUGGACCAGGUCCGGGUCCCACAUCGGCCAAGAAACAGCGUGUACUGUUCAGCGAGGAACAAAAGGAGGCUCUACGACUGGCAUUUACCUUGGAUGCGUACCCGAACGUACAAACCAUCGAGUUUUUGGCCGGUGAGCUCGGUUUGUCGUCGCGAACGAUCACCAAUUGGUUCCACAACCAUCGCAUGCGGCUGAAGCAGCAAACGCCACACGGACCACCCGAGCCACCGUCGCCCUCGCGCGAACCUGGCCAGCCGUUUGACGCCGUGCAGUUCCGCGUACUCCUAAACCAAAGACUCCUAGACCUGCAAAAGGAACGUUUGGGCCUGGGAAACGUAACUCUCAACUACCCGCCGUACUUCAAUCCAAAUCUCGCGGCCCUCGUUGGCAAUGCUCUCAAAGAACAAUGCGCUGGUCUAGACUUGUCGAUGGGCUCGCUCAAAAGAGAAUUCGACGACGAUGACGGCGAUGACGCCAUGAGCAAUCUCGGAAGCGAAGAUUCGGACGGUUCUAGCAGCAGCGUGAAAGGUCGCGAGUCUGCGGAUAUUCCAGCACCAGCCAACAGCGCCCCCAGUGGUGGCGUCGGAAGUGGUGCCUCCGCAGGCCGCUCGAAUCGCCGCAAGCCGGCCGCGCCUCAGUGGGUAAAUCCCGAAUGGCAGGAGCCAUCGGCGGCUCGUGCUGCAGCGGCCGCAGCAGCUGCCGCUGCCGACGAGGUCAUUAUCAACGGUGUCUGCGUCAUGCAAACCGACGAUUACAGCGUGAAGCGAGAGCCCACCGAGGAAACCGUCCGAGUCGAUCCAACUCCGGUCCUCGAUCGAUACGAAGACGAGGCACAGAGCGACGACGCUUCUUCCUCGGUCUCGGCUCACAAUGCUCAAGCAGAUCGCGGAAGCUUGUCGCCGAGCCCCAAAUCGGCGGUCAACAGUCCAGCCGCAUCGCCGCGACCGCCGUCGGCUUCGCAGAGUCAAACUGCCGAAAAUAGUCCUAAGGAACCUGUAAAGGCUGAGCCCGAUGAAACCUGGGAUUUUUAAAUUUAGAACAUAAACCAAAAGACGAAAAAGAAUCGAUCGAGAGUAAGAAAGAAUAAAAAUAAAAUAAAACAUAUAAAUGAGCUGCGACUUAACUGAAACAGUAGCUCGGACUUGUAUUUAUCGUAUUCCAAAGCUGUGAGCUGGCCAAGGCAAGCCAACGAAAUCGGUCGUUCUUAAGACUGACAGAGCAUCGCACGCGCGUCGAUUUACGUAAGCGUGGAUGACAUGCAUAGCAUCAUUAUUAUUAUUAUUAUUAUUAACGUAAUAAAUAUAACAAAUAAUGCUAGUUAAGUUUUUCGGUUAUUUUUAAAUAUAACAAUUAUAAUAUUGAAGCCAGCAAUAGGAUUCGGCACGAGCCGGGUCCUGCCUAUGGUUAGGGCAUUAACUUAUCACGCGAAAAGUGAACAAAGAUAAAAAAAAUUAAGAUAUAAUGUAUCUUAAAACACAAAUUGAGCGAAAUCAAAAACGUUUACAACUUGUACACUUGCGGACAAAAAUUGAAAUAAUAUUCAUCAACGAAUCGGAAGUUAAGCACGAGUUGCAUAAAUCAGUGGUGAUCGAGUUAGAUGAUAAUUUAGCGGUAAGAUUAUCGAAAUUUGAGAGAAUCCCUUUGUCGUUUACGCGCGCGCUCUUCGAAGAAAUUUGCUCCGAGCUUUCGAGACGCGGCGAAGAGUUGCAGUGAAGUAUGUAUAGUAUAUACUCCGAGAAACGUACAAGGAACGGAUUUUCUUAAUAACAGUGCAAUUCAAAUCCCCCCCUUCUCCCACCACUCUCAUCUUCCCCUUGUCCUCUCCUUAUACAUAUACACACACGUAACCAAUUGUUAAAUUGAUUUUUAAACGAAUAGAGGAAAAUGAGGCGGAAUAAUGAAAAAUAAUAAUACGCGCCCGCGCAAGUGACUCGUUCGUCGUACGCAAAGCGAGUUCGCGAAAUUGCAUAAUUGUGAUUAAUGUUAUCGUUUAUAUCGGCCCCGAUUCCCCUUUUUUCGAGCGAGAGAACCUCCUUGUUAGCCAUUAAGCUGUUGACGUUAUUGCAUAUAUUUCACUCUCGAGUUGCGUACAUGCAAAAAGUACAUUAUAUAUAAAUAUAUAUUAUUAUUAUAUAUAUCGAGAUGAAAAGAUGAAGCGAUUUUUAUGUUGUUGAACGAGAACUAAAUAAAAGAUGAAUUAUGCGAGCCAUUCGAUUGGUUUUCUAUUUAUUUGUAUAAUCUUUAUUCUUUAUCGCUCCGUAUUAUAUUGUACGUCGCGCCAAAAUCGAGACUAGAUCGCGUUCGUUAUUAAGAAUCGUUACCAAUGUUAGUUAUAAAUAUUAUUAUUGCAUGAUUAUUAUGACUAUUAUUAUUAUCAUUAUUAUCAUU
This is a messenger RNA of Trichogramma pretiosum, 7826 nucleotides long. RefSeq names its product homeobox protein cut (gene cut). NCBI's taxonomy places the organism in Eukaryota, Metazoa, Arthropoda, Insecta, Hymenoptera, Trichogrammatidae. Gene Ontology annotation, biological process: regulation of DNA-templated transcription. The record is from RefSeq and is a predicted model, not a curated record. Gene Ontology annotation, molecular function: DNA-binding transcription factor activity, RNA polymerase II-specific; DNA binding. The coding region runs from base 1541 to 6469 and encodes 1642 amino acids. The transcript is spliced from 9 exons.